Molecule: messenger RNA, 320 nt
Organism: Staurois parvus
Lineage: Eukaryota; Metazoa; Chordata; Amphibia; Anura; Ranidae
Source: the annotation of a GenBank genome assembly
AGGGAUUGGCAGAGAGGGGUGGAAGACAGUGGAGGGAUUGGCAGAGAGGGGUGGAAGAUAGUGAGUGGAGACCAGUGGAGGGAUUGGCAGAGAGGGGUGGAGGACAGGAUGGAGGACACUGAAUGGAAGCCAGUGGAGGGAUUGGCAGAGAGGGGUGGAGGACACUGAAUGGAUGCCAGUGGAGGGAUUGGCAGAGAGGGGUGGAGGACACUGAAUGGAUGCCAGUGGAGGGAUUGGCAGAGAGGGAUGGAGGACACUGAAUGGAUGCCAGUGGAGGGAUUGGCAGAGAGGGGUGGAGGACACUGAAUGGAUGCUAGUGG